AUGGCGUCCUCCUCCGAUGUGCGCGACAUUCUGCAGUUGCCGGCGCCCGGGGAAGACGCGGGCCCAAGCACAACGAGCUCCAUUAGGGCAGCGGUGAACGCUGAGAAGUCAAAGGAGAAGAAGGGCGACGCUCUUACCCGGGAACUCCUCUCUCUAACCGGAGGCGCACCUCCAGUUGUUAUCGCAAAGAAGAAAUAUAAAGCAAGACCAAACUUCAGUAAGCAGAUUACCGUGUCACCAUGGGUGUGGAAACCUUUCAAGAAUCCCGCGCGGAAAGACGAUCUGGAGCUGCAUCACUGGGUGAAGGCGUCUGAUGAAGCAGACUACUACUUUGCGACGUUCAACAAACAGGUGGAAGUAGUUCAAUAUGAUGACGCGGAGUACGACGCACACGUAAAAAAUCUCUUGAUGACAGCGUCGACGCCAUGGACCAGGGCCGAGACAGAUCACCUAUACGGACUUUGUAAAACAUUCGAUUUAAGAUGGCAUGUGAUUGCAGAUCGCUUCGAAUGGCCCGGGCAUACGCGGACAAUAGAUGACCUACGAGAGCGCUACUUUGGCAUCGCGCACGCGCUUCUGGCCGCUAGAGGCACCGCAGCCGUCGACUUGACGCCUUACAACUUCAACAAACCCCGCGAACUGGAGCGAAAGAAGAAUCUCGAAAUCUUAUAUUCUCGAACCGCUGAACAAAUACGCGAAGAAGAACACCUCUUCUAUGAGCUCCGCAGGCGUGAGCAGAAAGAGGACAAGCUGUUGAGGGAACGCGAGACCGUGUGGCAGCUGCUACGCGAUAAUGAACUGAAGGGAUCGGUAGUCAAAGAGAUGAUUGGAACAUCGCUGGCAGGUGGCCUGCCCACAUCGGAUAAGGCGUUGGAUAAACUGAAGAAGAGGAGGUCGCUGACGGUAACAGGGAGGAGGAAUACAUCUGUGGAUGCAGAUGAUGCAGCCACGCCGACAUCUAUAUUACCCGGAGAUGCUGGAACGGCUCGAAGGAGGAAAGUGAAGGACGAAGACUCACCGGAACACGAAGAACCCUCCGCCCUGAUGAAACGCAUGGGCCCCGGCGUCUUCGCGCGCUCACAAAAACUGCUGCCCGCUCCCAAAGCAUCCCUCCUCCCGCGCAUCCAAGACAUGAUGCGGGAGCUCUCCGUCGAGCACAAUAUCAAACCGCACAUGCCAACCGCCAACGUGUGCGAGAUGUUUGUCCAGCUGCAGACGAACUGCCAGACUUUGCUCGAGUUGAAGAAAGUUGGCGAUAAGGUGGACUUUGAGUUGAAUAAGUUGAGGAUUAGGGCGAGGGAUGUGGCGGGGAAUGCGGCGGUUGAUGGGGGGUCGUCUGUGCCACGGAAGCGCGCAUCUGUAGGUACGCCAUCGUCGUCCACCCCAGCCGGCAACGUGAAGCGACAACGAAACGGGUGA
Molecule: messenger RNA, 1419 nt
Organism: Fimicolochytrium jonesii
Lineage: Eukaryota; Fungi; Chytridiomycota; Chytridiomycetes; Spizellomycetales; Powellomycetaceae
Exons: 8
Coding region: 1-1419 (472 amino acids)
Biological process (GO): chromatin remodeling; negative regulation of transcription by RNA polymerase II; DNA repair
Cellular component (GO): Swr1 complex; NuA4 histone acetyltransferase complex
Molecular function (GO): transcription corepressor activity
Source: RefSeq, a predicted model, not a curated record